CUCACCUAACGCUGGCCACCUGGACCAGCCUGGUCCUGAGCACGGAGCUGGGGCAGAUCGGCUGCAUCCUGCCCACAUAAAGGAGCACUUUCCUGCUCACAGGUGCUGCCGGGUCAGGUUUGUGCUGGGGUGGGAUCUCAGGUGCCGUGACCUCGACCAGAUGGAUGGAGAGCUUGUGCGCAGAGCUGGGGGUGGGAGGCGGGGGACCCUGCGAGCUGCCGGUGCUCAGGACAUGUCCCUGUCCCCCGGGAGCCAGGCACCAAGUGCUCCCCUGCUUCAAGCCGUGUCCUUAGCCCUCAUUACGAGGAGGCUGCAGCUGCACUGGCCUGGGAAAGCCCCGCGGCCGCGCGGCGUGCUUGCAGCGGAAGUCGCAGCGCUCUGGCUUCGGCUGGCUUUAAAGCCCCAAUCUGGUGAGAGCCGCGCAAACCCUUCCACGGAGACCCUCCCAUCGACCGAGAGCCAGGUGGUCGUAACUUUGGAAACCGCAGGAGACGUCGCCAGGUCCGCGGUGCGUAGCGGGACCGGCGAUACCCACCUCACCGCUGACACGGAUGGAUGGCAACGGGAAGCAGUGUGGAAGGGGAAGAGCCCUGGAUGGAGAAGAGCAAUCCGAAAAUUGGUGCAGAACAGCUCCUGGAGCCCCACUGGGGUUUCCCGGAGUUUCUCGCAGCAGGAAGCACAUCUCGAGCCAGCCAAACCAGCUCUAUUUUUUUUUUUUUUUUUUCCCAGGAAAAAUCUGCUGACCCAGAGCCUGGGUUUUCCAGUUCCUCCCGACCAACGUACUGAGUCGGAGAUCUGGGAGUGCUGCCUAGGAUGGGGGAAACCACAGGAUGGCCCCUGCAAACUGGGGCCGUCGUCCUCCAUCCGUACCCCAACCAUGUUGGGGCUGGGGGUGGCAGGUGGGGGAUGGUGCAGAGAUGUGAGGUUUGGGGUUCCUGGGGUUUCUUGGGCUUGUUGCCCACCCAGGAAAAACCAUGCAGAUCCCCCCCCAGCAGAGGAGCAGGGCUACCACCAUUUAGCAGAAGACUCAAGCUCUCUUCUUCCCCCCAACAGCAGACUGGGAACUGCUCCCCAUGGUCGGGAGCUAAAUGUGAGGAUUUAAAGCCCAUCAGGUUCCCGGGCUCACAGGGAGCACUCCUGAUCACACCAUUUUUUUGAUUAGGUGAUGGAUUUUUCUGCAUUAAUCCCUAACUCCCCCAGGGUCACCCACAGGAGAGGUGCCAUGGGGAGGAGGGAUGGGUUGGGCAGCGCCACGCUGGCUGCUGACAACAGCCAUCGGGACCAUGGCAUGUAGAACCACAGAUGCACUUGCAGGUUUCAUCCCAGCCCUCACCAUGCUGUGUAAUUCACCACCACGGCAGGGACACGCUGGGGACAGUCCCACAGUCCUGCUGCCACUGCUGCACCGAGCAUCUGCGGAGGGGAAAACUUCCCAGCACAACACCCGCAGCCUCUCAAGUAAAUAGUCUUUAAUGUUUCACUCAAGGGUUGUAGCCUUAAUACGUAAAAUCUGUUUAGCUUUUUUAAUUCCUGGAUCAUGCUGUGGAAAGUCCUCCCCAGCUCGCCUCCUGGCUUUCCUCCCCCAGCUCCCCCAGUCCCUGCCCCGCGAGGGGCCGCGGCACCAGCUGGGAGCGGGUGGAGGUGCCCUGAAGGGGGGGGGCAGCAAGGCCACGGCCACGCACGGGACCACGAGUGGGUUGCCCAGAGGUCCCACAAAGUGGGCUUUGAAGCUAAAUAUUGCUUUUUUAAAAAUAUUUUUUUUUAAUUUUAUUUAUUUUUUUUUUUUUUAAGAGAGAAGGAGGAAGAGAAGAGCUUUAUAACAAAUCCCAAAGCAAUACCCAUGGAUCUUUCUGCUCUAUCAGGAUUUUUUUCACUGCAAACACCGGUGGUUAGAGGCAGCCCAGCUGCCCAGGUGCUCAUCAGCCCCUCAGCUGUGUCCCCCCCACCCAGCCC
Messenger RNA from Oxyura jamaicensis (ruddy duck), 1953 nucleotides. RefSeq lists its product as uncharacterized. The transcript is spliced from 2 exons. Lineage: Eukaryota; Metazoa; Chordata; Aves; Anseriformes; Anatidae. The coding region runs from base 161 to 1102 and encodes 313 amino acids. The record is from RefSeq and is a predicted model, not a curated record.